This is a messenger RNA of Closterium sp. NIES-67, 3289 nucleotides long. Lineage: Eukaryota; Viridiplantae; Streptophyta; Zygnematophyceae; Desmidiales; Closteriaceae. The record is from the annotation of a GenBank genome assembly.
AGGAAUGGCUGCAGUGCUGUGUGGUUCCUGCUCUAAGGUCUAAUUGCCUGCAGCACUUACACUACUCCCAGCGGGUUGUCGUGAUCGACUCUUCGCUUUGACGCCUCGCGCUUUCGCAGGUUCGAUCUUUUGCAAAGCGUGUUGCAUACGCUCGGUUCCGCGAUCGUUCGGGUAAGCUCGUCGGUAUGGCGAGCAGCGCGGCUUGCGCUGGGCCUCUUAUUCGCCUUCACGCGCCGAGCGGAGCGUUAGAUCAGCCGAUCUCGAGACGCUCACUGGGUAACGAAAGGCCAGCGCACUCGUUAGCCGCAUCAGCUCCCCAAAUUCACAAACACGCAGCUUCCUAUAAUAGAAGUGCUUAUAACGGGAGUGCCAGUGGCGGGAGUGCGAAUGGCGGGAGUGCCAAGUGUAGGUCUUCUCCUUUCAGAACCCCUCUGAUCCCGUCCGCGCAGUCAGUGUCAGUAGGUUCUAGGAGGCUAUUGGCGACAGUCGAGCCGCUUACCUCUAGGUUCGAGCCGCUUAGGCCACGGACCGUUAGGUCGAGGCGCACACAGCAGGUUGUCAGAGCCGCCGUAGACACGUCACCUCCAUCUACCAGCUUCCGUGGCACCAGUAGCCGUCAGCCACGUGGCAUCCCUACAGGCACGAAUGGUGCCGCGAUUUCCGGAAACGGAUCGGCCACGCGAUUCGCGUCGAAGCCAGCUCAGCAGCAACCUCUAAAGCGGUCGUUGGAGCGGCCGCGCGACAGAGUGUUCGAGGAGGAUCCGGCGGAAGAAGCCGCCGCUGCGCGCCGAGCGGUCGGCGCGCCCCUGUACGAUGCGCAAGGGCUGGCGAAAUUCUACUCGAAGCGACCGCUAGAGGUGGUGGGCCGAGCCUUGCGCGUCACCACAGCGCUAGGCUCAGUAGCCUUCUCCGUCCUGGUGGAUCGGCAGCGCGGCCAAUUAGACGCCAACAUGCCGCGCCGAGCCUCGCAGCUUCGGCGCGCGCUGACGAGCCUGGGCCCUACGUUCGUGAAGCUAGGUCAGGCGCUCUCCACGCGCCCGGACCUGUGCCCCCCGGCGUAUCUAGACGAGCUGGCGCUGCUGCAGGACGCGCUGCCGACUUUCCCCGACGCAGAGGCGUUUGCGUGCAUCGAGGGGGAGCUGGGGCGCCCCAUGGAGACCCUGUUCGAAGCCAUCAGCCCCUCGCCCAUCGCUGCUGCCAGUCUGGGCCAGGUGUACAAGGCGCGGCUGGCAGGGUCCGGCACGCCAGUGGCGGUGAAGGUGCAGCGGCCGGGGAUCACAACAGCUAUAGGGCUCGACUUCCUGCUGAUCAGGGGGCUGUGCUCGCUGGUGGACAAAUACGUCGACUCGCUCACCACCAGUUCAGUCGCUCUCUUGGACGAGUUUGCAGACCGAGUGUAUCAGGAGCUCAACUACGUGCAAGAGGCUCGCAACGCGCGCCGUUUCCGGCAGCUGUAUGGCGACCAGAGCGGGGUGUAUGUGCCGCAGAUCGUGUGGCGCAACACAUCCUGCCGGGUGCUGUGCAUGGAGUGGGUGGACGGGGUGAAGCUCAGCGAUGCAGCGAGCAUGCGGCAGAACAACUUGGAUGUCAUCGACCUGGUGGACAUCGGCAUUCAGUGUUCCUUGAGGCAGCUGCUAGAGUUCGGCUAUUUCCAUGCAGACCCCCAUCCGGGCAACCUGCUGGCCAUGCCAGACGGCCGUCUGGCUUUCCUUGACUUUGGCAUGAUGAGUGAAACGCCGCCCCGUGCCCGCUUCGCCAUCAUCGGCCACGUGGUGCACCUGGUGAACCGCGAUUAUGAGGCCAUGGCACGCGAUUACUAUGAGCUCGAUUUCUUGGACCCCUCAGUGGACGUGGCGCCCAUAGUGCCGGCUUUAAGAGGCUUCUUUGAUGAUGUGCUGCAGGCCACUGUGAGCGAGCUCAACUUCAAGACCAUCGUGGAUGGGCUGGGAGCAGUGCUGUACCAAUACCCCUUCAAUGUCCCGGCCUACUACGCGCUCAUCCUUCGCUCCCUCACUGUGCUCGAGGGCCUUGCUCUCUACUCCGACCCCAACUUCAAGGUCCUGGCAGCGGCCUACCCCUACAUGGCCAAGCGCCUCCUCACAGACCCGAACCCCUACCUGCGAGACGCCUUGAUUGAGCUGCUCUUCAAAGACGGUGUCUUCCGCUGGUCUCGCCUGGAGAACCUCCUCACCCAGGGCCAGCGCGACCGGGACUACAAGACCACCGACGCCCUCCAGCCCCUCAUGGCUCUCAUCCUAGGGCCCGAUGGGAAGCCUCUAAGAGCGCUGGUGGUGGCUGAAGGGGUGAGGGUGGCUGAGGCGCUGCUGGUCGCCGGGGCCGUGGAUGGGGCGCUGGAGGUGUUACCGGACGCGGUUACCACCGCGCUGCUCCCGCGGCCACUGAUGCCGCUGCGAGAGGCGUUGGAGGCGGCGCGAGGGGGGAAUGGGAGCUUGAGUGUGAGGGAGGUGGGAGGGAGUGGGGGAGGGGGUGGGGGAGGGAGUGGGAGGGGAGGGGGGGCGAGGGGGGAGGCGAGGGCGAGGAGUAUGGAGGAGAUGGUGGCGUUGAGGGCUCAGGUGCUGCGGUGCUGGGCUCUGCUGAGAAGCUCAGAUGACUUUGACCCCGCGACUCUGCUGCCACUGGUGGAUAUUCUGCAACAAGAGGAGGUGAGGGAGAUGGGAUCUGACUUCGCCACUGGCUUGCUGCAGAGACUCGCCGCCCGCUCGCUACAGCUGCUGCUACAGCCCCCCCCUGCCGCCCAGGCCCCCCAGCCUGCACCAGUGUAAAGCUCUGUCGCGCCACUGUAACAGGCGCUGUUACGUAGGGUCUUUAGAAAGACUCAGAAGUCAGCUUUCUAGAGCUGCUGUUGCCUAUAAAUCCGCACCUCUUCUCCCAGCCCACACCGCCUGCUCCAUCCAGUUCAGCAGGCACUGUAGAGGCGUUGUGUCUGGUUUCUUCUGGAGCUAAUUAUUUGAAUUUGGGCUCCUUAAAACUGGUUAUCGAAUGCCAAAAACAUCAUACCAUCAUCCCUCCUGUUUGUGUCUACAUGAUUGCAUGACCUGAUGUAAGCUACCAGUGGACACUUGGUUCAAUUCGGCUCCUCUGGAACGCGACCUGCUCUUCCUGUCAGAAACCGAGAGGCGAGUCAUGAUCACGACUAAAAGCAAGUCACCCUUAUCGGUGGGGAAAGGGUGAGCAGCAUAACCGCCCACGGAUCUUGGGUGACCUGUCACUUGAUGACUUGGGACCGUGGAGGAUUUUGGAUCAAGUGUAGAUUCUGGGUGCUAGAUGG